GUCCCAUAUAGUUUAAUAUAAUAAUUUUUAGGGAGUAUAACUAGCUAAUUACAAGGCGACAUGUCUUAAGGGUGUUAAGCACCACUCGUUCAAUACAAAAAAAAGUCCAAGUAUACCUUUCUUAUAUGCCUCGUAAGUAACGACCAAGGCAAUGAAAUCCCAUGACUAAAUUAUAGCAUAAUAAAUUUCACCAAAAAAAAAAGCCAAAAACCUAACAUAAUAAAUAAUACAUUAAUUAUUUCAAUGUCAAACAAAAAAAACGGUAUGUGUUUUUUUUUUUUUUUGAAGCCCCCAAAUUUGUUUUAAAAACACAUGUUCGACCAUUGCUUUCCUUACUUUCUUUAUUUAUAUAAUUUUUUUUAGGGGAGCUCUAGAGCUUCAUCAAUGGCGGUUUAUAAUCUAUCAAUUAAUUGCAGUCCAAGAUUUGUUCAUCAUGUUUACGUUCCACAUUUCACAUGUAAAUCCAAUAAGUCGUUAAGUCACGUACCCAUGAGAAUAACCAUGUCCAAACAGCAUCAUCAUUCUUAUUUUGCCUCCACAACAGCCGAUGUAGAUGCCCAUCUCAAGCAAUCCAUCACUAUCAAGCCACCACUCUCAGUUCACGAGGCCAUGUACAAUUUCAUCUUUUCCACACCUCCGAAUUUAGCACCGUCAUUGUGCGUGGCGGCGUGUGAGCUUGUCGGGGGCCACCAGGACCAGGCCAUGGCAGCAGCCUCCGCCUUGCGCGUCAUCCACGCAGCCAUCUUCACUCAUGACCACCUCCCUUUAACGGGCAGGCCCAAUCCAACAAGUCCUGAGGCAGCGACCCACAAUUCUUACAACCCAAAUAUUCAGCUCCUUCUCCCGGACGCAAUUGUACCUUUUGGGUUCGAAUUGUUGGCCAAUUCUGAUGACCUUACCCAUAAUAAAUCAGAUCGGAUUUUGCGGGUCAUUGUAGAGUUCACACGCACCUUUGGAUCACGAGGAACUAUUGAUGCUCAAUACCAUGAGAAGCUAGCCAGUAGAUUUGACGUUGAUAGUCAUGAAGCCAAAACUGUCGGGUGGGGCCAUUAUCCCUCUUUGAAGAAGGAAGGUGCGAUGCAUGCAUGCGCUGCUGCAUGUGGGGCCAUUCUUGGAGAGGCACAUGAAGAAGAGGUUGAGAAGUUGAGAACUUUUGGUCUUUAUGUGGGCAUGAUUCAAGGAUAUGCCAAUAGAUUUAUAAUGAGCAGCACAGAAGAAAAGAAAGAAGCAGAUAGAAUCAUCGAGGAGUUAACCAAUUUGGCUCGCCAGGAACUAAAAUAUUUCGAUGGGAGAAACUUAGAGCCAUUUUCAACCUUUCUUUUUCGUCUAUAGAAAUUAAGACGUUUUGUUGUGAAAUUAAAAAAAUGUAUUUAAUUAUGUUUUAUUUGAAACUAGAAAACUGGCUGCGCGUUGCCUA
This is a messenger RNA of Cannabis sativa, 1417 nucleotides long. Its product is annotated as heterodimeric geranylgeranyl pyrophosphate synthase small subunit, chloroplastic-like. The transcript has a single exon. Gene Ontology annotation, molecular function: prenyltransferase activity. Lineage: Eukaryota; Viridiplantae; Streptophyta; Magnoliopsida; Rosales; Cannabaceae. The record is from RefSeq and is a predicted model, not a curated record. Bases 385 to 1332 code for a protein of 315 amino acids.